AUGCAUCUUGUUGAUGCGGAUGGAUAUAAGGGUGGCCUUUGGUGCCUCUGGUCGGACAGGUUUAAGCAGGUGGAGGUCUUAGAACAUGGAGAGCAAUUCAUCCACUUACAAAUUGAAAGCAUUGACCACAAAACCUGGGAAAUGACGUGUGUUUAUGCAAGCCCUCGACCCUCACAGCGGCGGGCUUUGUGGCAAUCGUUGACAGACUUAGCUGGUAGAAUACAAGGGCCUUGGUGCGUUGGAGGGGACCUUAAUGCUACAUUACUGUCAACGGAGAGACAGUCUGCAAGAGAGACUAGAGAACCUGACCGAGACUUCUACCGCUUCAUUGAUUCGGUUAGCCUCACGGACCUGGGAUUCAUAGGACCUCCAUUCACGUGGAAAAGCAUAGGCAAUACAAGUCGCAUAGACUGGGUCUUGGGGUCAGAAAGAUGGCUUGUCGCAACCACGCACAGGUACAUGCCCAUUUUGCUUCCUCGCAGCUUGGAGGCAAAUUACGGUCUAACUGAGAAACUUGAGAAACUCCAACAGCAGCUGUGGCAGGAACUUGAAAAAGCACUUUUACAAGAGUCACUAAUAUGGGCACAAAAAGCUAGAAGUGAAUGGCAAAUAAACAGGGAUAAAAACACUCGCUAUUACCACACACGAGCCAAUGGACACAGAAGACGUAAUUUUAUAGGGGCACUAAAAGACGAUUCAAAUGCAUGGAUAUACGACCCAAAACUUAUUCACGCUCGAGUGUUGUCCUUCUUCACAACCUUGUACGAGGAAGAGGAGACACACCGUGUCCAGCUUCAGUGCAGCGUCGUUUUUCCUCCCAUCGAUACUGGAGAAUUGAAUAGGAUGGGUUGUGAAAUCUCCGAUAUUGAAAUAAAGGAUGCCAUAUUUCAUAUGGGAGCAUUAAAGGCGCCAGGACCGGACAUUUUGAAUGCAUUAUUUUACCAAAGCCAGUGGGCCCAUGUGGGAAAGUCUGUGUGUGACCUGAUCCAAAAACUCUGGCGAUAA
This is a messenger RNA of Neltuma alba, 1005 nucleotides long. RefSeq lists its product as uncharacterized. The record is from RefSeq and is a predicted model, not a curated record. The transcript is spliced from 3 exons. Bases 1 to 1005 code for a protein of 334 amino acids. Gene Ontology annotation, molecular function: catalytic activity. Lineage: Eukaryota; Viridiplantae; Streptophyta; Magnoliopsida; Fabales; Fabaceae.